UGUUCAGCUUUCUCUUCUCCUCCGGCAGCUCUAGGAGUAGAGAGAAGAAGAUACUUACACUUAUAUAUAUAUACAUAGAUAUAGAUAAAUAUAGAAAGAGUGGUAGCCAUGGAUUCAACUCCACCAACCACCACCACCUCCAAUGAUGGCGUGGUCGUCGCUCACAAGGACGCGUCUUUGGUCGAUCCCUCCUUGGUUGAGGCUCUCCAAAACACUCGUCAUCGUCUCACCAUUCUGCGGAUGGAACUCGAUAUACUGAAGUUUCUGCAGAAUCCUGAUCAGCAGCAGUUUGAGUUCCAACAUUUUACCACUUCCUACCUUCGUCUUGCAGCACACCGUGUUGCUCAACACUAUUGUCUGCAGACUAUGGUUCAGGACAAUGUCUUAGAUGGUCUGGGUACUAGAAUUGUGGUUAAAAAAUUGGCAGAAAGCAGAUACCCUGCUGUCUGUUUAUCAGAAAUUCCUGCUAAACAGUUAGAAAAUGACAAACAUGAGCAGAUUAAAAUUGUCAUGAGGCCAAGGCCUAACAGAAAUUCCUCAAAUGAAGCCAGUGAAACAGGAAUCAAACGCAAUACUGCGAGGACUGUGGAAGAGAGGAAGGAGGAUUCUGAACGAGGGCACGGUGGGCGACGGAGUGGCUGCCGACGAAGAUGGCGGGACGAGACCCAACCUGGAGGGUGACGAUGGGGCCGUACUUAGCUCGGAGGUCUCGGAGGAUGGGUUCGAGCUCCGAGAAUGACUUCCGCAUCCAUAGGAAGUUUCCGAUCACUGGAACAGUGGUGGGUCCUGGGGGAAGAGAGAGAUUCUUGUUGGAUAAAGAAGAAGAAGAAGGAGGAGGAAAGA
This is a messenger RNA of Camellia sinensis, 843 nucleotides long. RefSeq lists its product as uncharacterized. Gene Ontology annotation, molecular function: nucleic acid binding. The record is from RefSeq and is a predicted model, not a curated record. Lineage: Eukaryota; Viridiplantae; Streptophyta; Magnoliopsida; Ericales; Theaceae.